CGUCAGUAAACCUUUGUAAAUCGUAUCGAACAGUGCGAGGAAUUUCUUCUCUUUCUUCUAUCGUUCGAACUUCAGUUGUGUUUUGUGAUUUGAGGUGUAUUCGAAGUGCAAAGUGAAUCAGAUUUGUGAGGGAAUUGUCAGUGCGAAUACAUACAUAUAAUAUCGAUAGUUCCACUUUGUCCUGUGAAUAAGGUAGAGCGAACCGGCCGAUAAAAUGUGCGAGAACGAUAAGUCAGUCAAGUGCGAGAACGCAGAGGAAGAGGACGACGACAUGUUCGAACAAGAUUUUCUCGAGGAUGCUCAGUGGAAACGAACGCAGCAGAACACGUUUACGAGAUGGGCGAACGAGAAGUUGAAAACGGUGAACAGACACAUCGAUGACCUGGAAUGCGAUUUAUCCGACGGUCUCCAUCUGAUUGGUUUGAUCGAGGUGCUCGCGCAGAAAAAGCUUCCAAAGCACAGUCAAAGGCCCAUCUUUAGAUCACAGAAAUUGGAAAAUGUGUCUGUGGCGUUGAAGUUCUUGGACGACGAGGGAAUAAGAAUCGUUAACAUCGAUUCAUCGGAUAUAGUAGAUUGCAAACUGAAACUAAUACUUGGACUGAUAUGGACCUUGAUUCUUCACUACUCGAUCUCGAUGCCCAUGUGGGAAGGAGAGGACAGCGAUGGCACGGCGAAAUCGGAAACUCCAAAACAGAGAUUAAUUCGUUGGAUCCACUCCAAAGUUCCCGAGUUACCAAUUACCAAUUUUACCACCGAUUGGAACGAUGGCCGCGCUGUUGGCGCUUUGGUGGAUGCUGUUGCGACAGGUCUUUGUCCAGACUGGAAGGACUGGAACAAAAAUGACGCGAUUCAAAAUGCAUCAGAGGCGAUGCAAUUAGCCGAUGAUUGGCUAAACGUACCUCAGCUCAUCAAGCCAGAAGAAAUGGUUAAUCCAAAUAUAGACGAAAUGUCAAUGAUGACGUAUCUGUCUCAAUACCCUAGCGCGAAACUAAAACCUGGAGCACCCCUUCGACCACGUACCAAUCGGAACAGAGUGCGUGCUUAUGGUCCUGGAAUCGAGUCAAAUGGGCCAGUCAUUGGAGUACCAGCUAAUUUUACCGUAGAAACAUUUUCUGCCGGUAAAGGAGAUGUCGAUGUUAUCGUGGAAGAUCCUGAUGGAAAUACAGUACCGGUUGACGUUAAGUUCAACAAAGACAAGAAUCUCACCUAUUCCAUCUCAUAUACUCCAAAGAAAGAAGGACCACACAAGGUAAAGGUGCUGUUCGCUGAUAGAGAAAUUCCUAAGAGCCCAUAUAGGGUCAACGUAGAGGCACAAGCAGGUGAUCCUGGUAAAGUUACAGCAAGUGGACCAGGAUUACAACAAGAAGGAGUUAAAGUUAACAAACCCACUUUCUUUGAUAUAUUCGCAAAGGAUGCUGGACGUGGUGUACCAGAGGUUAUCAUCCUUGAGUCACAGGAUGUCGACUCAAUGAUACCUGUGAAGUUAGUUCAAACCUUAUUUAAUACCUGGAGAUGCGAAUACACCCCUACAAAAGCGGGUUUACACACAAUAAAUGUCUUCUUUGCCGGCAAGUUAAUACCAGGAAGUCCCUUCAGCGUUAACGUGGGCUCGGUAUCAGAUACUAAGAAAUGUAAAGCCUAUGGACGAGGACUGGUACCCAAUGGAGUACGUGUCCAAGACGAUGCAGAGUUCUUUAUCGUCACGAAAGAUGCCGGCGAAGAAGUACCUGGAGUCAAAGUCAUUGGUCCAGGAGGAGUCAGUCAACCUGUACAAAUAACCAAAGUUGACCCGAAAACAUACAAGUGCAAUUAUACACCAACUAAAGAGGGGCGCCAUGUGGUAAUGAUAACAUAUGGUGGGAAAAAUAUUGACAAGUCACCUUUUGAAGUGAAUGUUGGCCCUUAUAUAGAAUUGGCAAUCAGGGCCUUUGGUGCUGGUCUUCAUGGUGGUAUCGUUGAUCAGACAGCAAAGUUCAUUAUUGACACAAAACGGGAAACUUCUGGUCUUGGAUUUGCUAUCGAAGGUCCUUCCAAGGCCAAAAUCUUCUGUCAUGAUAAUGGCGAUGGAACUGCCGUUAUAUCUUAUUUACCAACUGCACCAGGUCGAUACGCAGUUCAUAUACGAUGCAAUAAUGAGGAUAUUCCUAAAUCACCAUAUAUCGCAAAUAUUUUACCAAAAGCUGAUUUUGAUGUUGACAAGGUUGAAGUAUAUGGACCAGGAGUACAAGCAGAAUCUCUACCCAGUGGAAAACAAACGAAUUUUACAGUAGAUGUAAGCAAAGCUGGCCAGGCACCAUUGGAAGUCAUUGUACAAGAUGCUCAUGGAAGAGAUGUUCCAGUUCGACUUGAUGACAAUCACGAUGGUACCGUGCAAUGUCGCUAUACUCCUACAACUGGAUCAAACCAUAUUAUAAUGGUGAUUUAUGGUGGUGUAGACACAAAACACUCUCCCUAUAGAGUGAAAGUAGAAGCACCUUUGAAUCCUGCUAUGAUAUCAGCAUUUGGACCUGGACUCGAAAAAGGAGUCAAGUCAAAUACACCAACGCAUUUUAACGUGGAUUGUCGUGAAGCUGGCCCAGGUGAACUCCGUGCAACCAUAUUAAAUUCAAAAGGAAGGGAAAUUCCUUUAUCACUUACGGACAACCACGAUGGUACAUACACAGUUGCGUAUAUUGUACCUGAACCAGGAUAUUACCAAAUUCAUUUUACUUACGGAGGGCUGAAAGUACCACAGUGUCCACUCACUGUACACGUUCAACCUCAUGUCGAUGUGUCCAAGUUUAAAGUCGAUGGUCUUGCACGAACGGCUCCAGUGAACAGCUUGCAGCAAUUUCGUGUGAUAACGCAAGAUGCGGGGAAAGCAGCAGACUUGCAGGUGUCGAUAACCGCUCCUUCAGGGAACCGUGUGAAGGCUCACGUGGUACCAACUCACGACGGUUACUUGGUUAACUUUACACCGACAGAGCUCGGCGAAUAUCUCUUGGGAAUUAGCUUCGGCGGAGAACCGAUAUCCAAUCAGCCUUAUCGACUGACUUCUGUUCAUGGCUCUGACCCGGGAAAGGUUCGAGCUUCUGGGCCAGGUUUGUCACAUGGCAUAGUGAACAAACCAGCUGAAUUUGUUAUUGACACUCGUGGAGCUGGACAAGGUAGCCUCGGUGUUACCGUGGAAGGCCCCUGUGAGGCUGCUAUUAAUUGUCGAGACAAUGGCGAUGGAACGUGCUCCGUUGCUUAUAUGCCGACAGAAAUUGGCGAUUAUGGUAUCAAUAUUACAUUCAACGAGGAACAUAUUCCUGGCUCACCCUUUCAGGCUAUCGUGGUAAAAGACACCGAUCUGUCGAAGAUAAAGGUCACUGGAAACGGCAUUCAACCAAACGGUCCAUGCGUAAAUCGUGAAACGGAGUUCACAGUGGACGCGCGAGCAGUCGCGAAGACAGAGAACGAUAACGACGAAGUUUCCUGCACGAUUAACGAUCCCAGUGGCGGUAAAAUCGAGAAGAUCGUUGCGCCACAAAGAGACGGAACGUAUCGUGUCAGUUACAUGCCGUUCGAGGAAGGACCCCAUACCAUAGACAUACGUUAUGGCAACGUGCCAAUUCCUGGUUCUCCGUUCUCGGUUAACGUCCAAUACUACAGCGACCCUAGCAAGUGUAAAGCAUACGGACCAGGUUUGGAAGAGGGAUACGUGAAUAAGUUUAACUCAUUCAUCGUAGAGACGAAAGAUGCUGGGAACGGCGGUCUAGCUCUGUUGAUGGAAGGGCCUGGUUACGCAGAAGUAACUUGCAAAGAACGUGACGACGGAUCGUGCACUGUGCAAUAUCUUCCACCAAAGCCUGGUGACUACGAGAUAUCCAUCAAAUUCGCAGAGCAACACAUUCCUGGAUCUCCCUUCCAAGUCCGAGUUGUAAACGAAGCAAGCAACGUGACUACGUAUGGUGACGGCCUAACAACCGCAAGAGAGAAUCUACCAUCGAAAUUCAUAGUAAUUGCCUCGAAAUGCAAGCCAGCUCAGUUGGAUAUCUCGUUGAAGACCGACAAAGGACAAGUUCAGAAGCCAUCGAUUAAAAACUGUGGGAAUGGAUUGUACGAAGUUAUCUAUCAACCACCACCUGCUGGAAGCAAUCUGCAAAUUGGUAUCACUUAUGACGGAGAACAUAUACCAGGCAGUCCUGUGAAAUUGAAGGUUUUGCCGACUGUCGAACCAGAAAAAGUUGUUCUCUCGGGUCCUGGCGUGGCACCUGUUUGUACAGCAUCUUUCCCAGUCGAUUUUAUCGUGGAUACCUCUAAAGCUGGCUAUGGUGACCUCGAAGUUCAAGUAUUGGGUCCAGAUCAAAUGCCGCGUAGGGUUGAAAUUCAGGACCUUAAAGGUGGAAAAUAUAAAGCAACCUAUCUACCUGAUGACUGUGGUCGUUACAAGGUCAAUGUCAAAUAUGGGGAUAAGGAGGUACCAGGAUGUCCUGUGAAUGUUCAAAGCGUUUCCACUGGUAAAGCUGAUCAAUGUAAAAUCAAAGAGGGUAUUCAACGCACCUUGGCCCAAGGUGAAGAGUACUGCAUCACCGUGGACACCGAAAACGCGGGUCGUGGAGCGGUGACCUGUCGUAUACGAUCUACUUCCGGAAG
Messenger RNA from Eufriesea mexicana, 4617 nucleotides. RefSeq names its product filamin A protein cher (gene cher). Gene Ontology annotation, biological process: actin cytoskeleton organization. The record is from RefSeq and is a predicted model, not a curated record. The transcript is spliced from 14 exons. Lineage: Eukaryota; Metazoa; Arthropoda; Insecta; Hymenoptera; Apidae. The annotation marks the transcript as partial. Gene Ontology annotation, molecular function: actin filament binding.